Laccaria bicolor S238N-H82 is the source of this 708-nucleotide messenger RNA. RefSeq lists its product as uncharacterized. NCBI's taxonomy places the organism in Eukaryota, Fungi, Basidiomycota, Agaricomycetes, Agaricales, Hydnangiaceae. The transcript has 6 exons. Bases 1 to 708 code for a protein of 235 amino acids. The record is from RefSeq and is a predicted model, not a curated record.
AUGCCACAGUUUCCCUCUGACCUUAACCACGACCUUGACCUAGCCUUCGACAUGCCGCAGAAUACCCAACGUGUGACACGUUCUCGGAAGGCCAAGAUUCCUGACAUACCUCUUCCCGAAACCCGCGCAAAACCUGGUACCAGAAAGCGCGAGGCAAAGGAUGUCGUGAAACCUCGUGCCAGUAAACGCAAAGCCAUCAUGGAAGAUGCUGAGGCUCCUAUGAGAGUUAUGAAGAAACCUACCGUUGCAAAUGAAGGAGAGGCUGAACCGACAGAAGCUGAGGUGGGCGAACAACAAGAAGAAGACGACGCUGGUGGAUCAGGAUCCUUACCUGCGGAAAACCCAAAUACUAUAACUGGUAGCGGUGAACAAUCCUCCAUCACUCUUCCUACGGAAUCUGGUGGACUCAGGAACAAAGAGAAUGGCGAUGACGUAGAGCACAUUGCCACUACUACUCGCGACAUGCGGCCACCUCAAAAACCAAGACCAAGACCCAGACCCAGACGAUUGAUUACUGGGUCAGAUUCGGAGAACAAUGACAACCAAGAUGAUCAAUUCCCCUCAUCCCGCAGAGGUUAUCGCCAAUUGCGACCUAUUAUCCGCGACGACAGCUCAGAUGCCGACGAUGCUAUUUUUAAAGGCUUCACUUCGCGUAUCCCUAAACUCAGUGACAGAAAGGCUGACAUCGACAUGGAGGACGCUCAGUAA